ACGCACAAUACAUUCAAAGUUUAAACCCUAGCCCCGACUUCUCGUAAAAUCUCCCAAUCGAAUACCUAUUUUUCAAUCUCCGUACGCUAAUUCUACACCGCGGAUACGCAUAUAUAUACGUCGCCGGCCGUUUCUUUGGCGGAAGUUUGUAAUUUUCCGACGAGCGCAUAUCAGUUCAUGUUUUCAACUCAGUGAAACCUACCAAUUUGGCUUUGCCGGUGCAGUUCAUGGUGUCUGCGGCUUUAGGCGGUCGUAAUGAACUAAAUUGGACUCAGUCCGGUGAAUUAAUGGGGAAAGUACCACACUCUCGUCCUCAUUUGAAAUCGAACUCUAAUUCUAAUCCAAAGAAGAAACAGAAACAAUCGCAUCCCGUAGCUAACGGCUCCUACAAUGAUGACGCGAAUUUAUUCAAUCAACCGCUGAAGGAUUCCAAUGGCGUCAGUCUGGGAAACUCUCAAACGUACAACAUCCAGUCUUACACCAAGUCCGAGCUAGUUGAGCUUAGGAAGCGGCUGAUUGCGGAGCUUGAGCAGGUCCGAAACCUCAGAGAGCGAAUUGAGUCGGGUCAAUUCAGUACCAGCACUGCUAAACCAAGACCUCCAGGGAAGUCUAAGAGAUUAUCCGGGAACGAGAAUAUAUCAAAUGGUUUUAACGGUAUGACUUCUGGUCUAGUUUGUGGUGGCAUUGGUGUUGCAGAGAUGGGGAAAAUGAUGAAGGAAUGUGGACAUUUGUUGUCGAAGUUAAUGAAGCAUAAAAUUGCCUGGAUUUUCAAAACCCCUGUAGAUGCCGCAGCCCUGGGUCUUCAUGAUUAUCAUCAGAUUGUUAAGAACCCAAUGGAUUUGGGCACUGUGAAAUCUAAUUUGUCAAAGAAUAUCUAUCCGACUCCAGUUGAAUUUGCUGCUGACGUGAGGCUGACUUUUAAUAAUGCGUUGCUGUACAACCCUAAAACGGAUCAAGUUCAUGGAUGGGCUGACCUUCUUCUCUCCAGAUUUGAGGAGUUGUUUAGACCUAUACAAGAUAAGCUUUCUAAACUUGUGCCUGAAAGAAAGGUAAACUUAGGCAUUGACGAGCUUCAUAACAGUUUUAGGAAUCACAUUCCUGUCCCUGAAAUUUCUAAGAAGCCAAAGGCUGCUCCAAUCCCACGGGUCUCAAAGCAGCAAGAGAUAUUGCCAAUUCAAUCGAGUGCUUCAACACAUUCAGUUCCACCACCUCAAAUCCACCCGCCCUCACAUGUGGAUCAGCCAGUUCAAGAAAAAGUGGCAAUUGUGAAGCAGCCAAAGCAAAGGGCUAAAAGUACAAUAAAAAGGGAGAUGACUAUGGAGGAAAAACAUAAACUUGGGUUUGGGUUGCAGAACUUACCUGAAGAUAAGAUGCCACAGUUGGUACAAAUUAUAAGAAUGAGGAAUGGGAACAUGGCUGAAGAUGGUGAUGAAAUUGAGCUGGACAUUGAGGCUUUAGACACAGAGACACUCUGGGAGCUUGAUCGCUUUGUAAACAACUGUAGAAAGGUGGAGAGCAAGACAAACAGAGAAGCUUUUGAUAAUUCUGUUCCUACUUCCAAUGCUGAUGAGGCUGCUGUAGUUGAUAAGAGUGAUCCAGUGGAAAAUAAUCCUAAACUUGUUGAAUUGGGGGAAGAAGAUAUCGAUAUAGGUGAUGAUAUGCCUGAUGCCAGCUUUACCCCUGUUGAAAUCGAGAAGGAAGAUGUUGUUGCUUCCCGAGAGCCUGAUAACCACAGCAGUAGCUCUAGCAGUGAAUCAUCUUCUUCUAGUGGUAUUUCUCUUUGUGAGAGCAGUUUGAUGUUCAAUUGAUGCUGCUUGACAUUAGGAACAACCUUUUCUUCAGUGUGACAUUAUAUCCAAUAUAUUUACAGGUUCUGAUUCCGGAAGUUCUUCUGGUAGUGACUCAGAUCAUGAUGAUGCACAGUCGUGACUCUCUCAGCUAUGAUUAGUCUGAGGUUGUAUUGAGCUUCACCGCUUGAGGAUCUUGUUUGCUUCUCCCGCGUAUACCUUCUCUAUUUGUGGUGUUAGCAAACAUGGUAGGUAUUAGGAAAUUCUAAAAAAAUCUUCCUUACCUAACCUAUAUGUAUUCAAUAUUUUCUGUCUCCAAGUAUGUUAGAUGGAUAUAAUUGACAAUAAUAUUGGUAAAAGUUAAUACUACUAAUGAAAAUGUAAAAAAAAAAGUAUUUCUUUACUGAUAGAAAAUAUGGCGGAGAUUUAUUAUGAACCUAUUUGUAUAUAGGGUGACAAUGUAGUUUAUGUGUUAAAGUAUUUAUUUAUGUACUUUGAAAUUUUAUGUUUACCUUCCCAUUCGAAUAUCUAAGUUCAUAUUUCCGCAAAUUCCGACUUUUUACAUGUAUUACCAUUGGGUAAAGGGGAUUAAUAAUUCUUUCAAUUUGCAUCUCUAUUAGAGCGAUGGACUGAAGAGUUGUUUGAACUUUUUCUCAGGAAGAUGGGAAUUUCCAGAUUGACAAUUAACGCGGAAAGUUGAAAAUGUAAAUGCAAUGCUUAGGUUGGCAUUCCCGACUUGAAGAACUUUGCAGGGCAGUUGAAAUAUGAAACAAAGAUAAUGGUUUUGUGUACUUGAAAAGAUGUAAUACUAAAUACCACUCUAAAAGCCUUGUUUUUAAACGUAACUUUUUUUUUGUAAAUGUAUUUCUUCAUUUCUUGGAUGUGCCGAGUUUUGUUCCCUUUGUUGCAACCCUCGUUCCAAUUAUAUCCCUCUCGAUCAAGGGUUGUUGAGAACUUUUUCAUAUCAAAUUUCAAUUUUAAAAUUUCAUGGUUUAGAAAUUAGAAGUAGUGCAAAGGGUAUAUCCGUAUAUAUGUAUUUCAAUGGGUUAGGUACUUAGGUUUGGAUUAAAAUUGUCAACGGCAAGAGUCAGUCGAUUUUACACAUGAACUCAUAACAAGUACGCGGAUGGUAUUAUAAUUGACAAGCACUUAAUAUGUAACAUAAAUAGAUACCCGUGCAGGUUAUUGAAGUGGUUUGUAAUUUCUGGAUUCUUAUUGCAACUCUGUUAUUUACAUUGUCCAGAUAUUAUUGUAAUAUAGUUUUCUCAUUUUAUGUUUUACGUAGUACUAGUAUAUAAACAUGUUAGAUAUCAGAAUGUAUGCCUUCAAAAGUACUUGUCAUAAGUUUUACUUGUACAUAAAUCAAUAUACUAAUCUGAGCGGUCGAGUGGUUGCAAAUAAAAAAAAGAUCACGAGCUCG
Cuscuta epithymum is the source of this 3207-nucleotide messenger RNA. The record is from the annotation of a GenBank genome assembly. NCBI's taxonomy places the organism in Eukaryota, Viridiplantae, Streptophyta, Magnoliopsida, Solanales, Convolvulaceae.